CUCUCUCUCUCUCUCUCUCUACGAGAGGAUAGCCUACGUUACUCAUCAUCUUUGCUGAAGCGUCUCACACAGCGAAGAAAAGCCAUGGCAGCUGCGAACCGUGUCCUUGUUUACGGAGGAAAAGGAGCUCUUGGCUCGGUGUGUGUGAAAUAUUUUAGGUCGAAAGGUUGGUGGGUUGCCAGCAUUGACAUAGUAGCGAAUGAAGAAGCGAACGCAAACGUCCUGGUGAUGGUCUGCGAGUCAUUCACCGAUCAAGCCGCUCAGGUGACGUCUGAUGUAGCCACAGUGCUGGGGGAACACAAGGUUGAUGCCAUUGUUUGUGUGGCUGGAGGAUGGGCUGGAGGAAAUUGCAGCUCAAAAGACUUGUACAAGAACACUGAUAUGAUGUGGAAACAGAGUGUCUGGACCUCAACCAUUUCCAGUCAUCUUGCAUCGCUCCAUCUGAAGCCAGGAGGCCUGCUGACUCUCUCUGGAGCGAAGGCAUCACUGGAUGGCACUCCAGGAAUGGUGGGAUACGGCAUGGCCAAGGCUGCAGUCCAUCAGUUGUGCAAAAGUCUGGCUGGCGAAAACAGCGGUCUUCCAUCUGGAGCUGGAGCUGUGGCCAUUCUACCGGUUACCUUGGACACACCAAUGAACAGAAAAUUCAUGCCUGACGCAGAUUUUGGAAGCUGGACUUCGCUGGAAUACAUCGCAGAAACCUUCUACAGCUGGGCUACAGGGUCAGGCCGGCCAGCCUCAGGCAGCCUCAUACAGUUGGUGACGACUGGAGGGAAAACUGUGGCCUCUGUGGCCCAGUAAAGGGGGAAGAGAAAUACAAAGAGAUAAAGAGUGGAGGAGAAAUAUGUUUACCAAAAUACUGGCAUUUCCGUUUAUCCAGUCUCUUUGGAAAUGCACAGUGCAGUAUCUCGGAAUGAACAAAGUAAUAACUCGACAUGUUUAUGUCUAAUUGUAUGUUUGUGACUUCCUUCUUGACAAAAAAAGAUGUGCCACUGUCGUGUGUGAGUCUUCUGUUCAGAGAAGUGGCCUUAGUUUGUGAAUACCGGUUCAAAUGCAAUCAUGUACGAAUGCUGUAUCUUCUCUCGGAAGUAUCUCCUCUCCAGUGUGUUAAAUUGGUGCUGAAUGUGUAUGGACCAUACUUGCAUAAUAAAGACAAAUAAACACAUUAUUUUGUCAACA
Pimephales promelas (fathead minnow) is the source of this 1176-nucleotide messenger RNA. It is a transcript of the gene qdpra, whose product is annotated as quinoid dihydropteridine reductase a. Gene Ontology annotation, molecular function: NADH binding; NADPH binding; 6,7-dihydropteridine reductase activity. Gene Ontology annotation, cellular component: cytoplasm. Lineage: Eukaryota; Metazoa; Chordata; Actinopteri; Cypriniformes; Leuciscidae. The record is from RefSeq and is a predicted model, not a curated record. Gene Ontology annotation, biological process: L-phenylalanine catabolic process; tetrahydrobiopterin biosynthetic process.